AUGCCCACGCUCCACGCGUUCUUCAACCUUCCCACGAUCCUCCUUACGACGCUGGUUGCCCACGCAUAUGCGCAACAAGGUGCUAUCGAUGACGAAAAAGUCUCCAACCGGCCCACUUACGCGACGGCACUCACGGGCGGUGAGGGUUGUGAGUUUACCGACAUUGAGGAGAUCCGCGAUGGCUUCUCAGAGAUGACGAUGCUCUUCGGCGCUGCCACCCCGUUCGAUCUCACUUCUCAGCCAGCGCGAGAGCUCUUUGGUUCGUCAAUACUAGGGAACUAUACAGAUAUGAUUGCGACAAAUCUGCAGCGGGCAGCGAAUUAUGGCGUACUGGUGGGGGGACAAGGAGCAGUAAACUCGGACAUACACAUACGAUGCGACGACCCCAUGAAGCUCUGCAACAAAGGCAACAAGCGCGAAGGCGACCACGCGGCAUACAACAUUGGCAACGACCCCCACGUAGUAUUCUGUCCCGACUACUUUACCAUGGACUCGCUCGACGCGCGCAUCGACAGGAAAGCACAGAACCAGAUAGAAAAGGACCGGUUGAUGGAAUACUACAACCGCGCAGCCCUCUGGGCGCGGAUGGUUAUGCACUUUAGUGAGAUUGGUAUAGCAGUCGUCCAGCGUCCUGCACCCGCGCCUCUCAACUCGACGAGUGAGUGGGUCAUUGCUGAAUCUCGAGGUGCCAUGAACACCUCUGUGCUCGCUGGUGUACUCAACGAACAGCCUGAUAGACGCACGGAUCCACAAACCCUCAAGUACGCCUAUGGCGCCACACGUGCGAAAUUGCUUGCUGUGUUGUCCACGCAGAUGCCCUAUGAUGCUGCGAAUAAUGCGGAGAAUUACGCCUUGUAUGCGCUGGCACAGUAUAUCAUAAAGAGGAGGGGUUUCUACCCGGCCGUUCCAAUAAUGGAUUUCCCGAACGAGGCCAGUGUGCUUACGAAUGAGAACCUGCAGGAUGGAGAGAGGGUCAAAUAUGCGUAUUUUGAUGCUGUGGAUGUUGUUGCGAGACCAGCGAAUAUGGUAUUAAAGGGUGCGCCGUUGCCUUCUUCGGAUGCGUCAGCCAACGUCGUGUCAUCUGCGGUGGUGGGUCUGGCAAUCAUUCUGAUGGCACGCUCUUUUCUCUUCUCAUUCAUGGGUUGA
Messenger RNA from Pyrenophora tritici-repentis Pt-1C-BFP, 1146 nucleotides. RefSeq lists its product as uncharacterized. The record is from RefSeq and is a predicted model, not a curated record. NCBI's taxonomy places the organism in Eukaryota, Fungi, Ascomycota, Dothideomycetes, Pleosporales, Pleosporaceae. Gene Ontology annotation, molecular function: metallopeptidase activity.